AUGCCAGCAAAAAGAAGCAAGCGCCCUCCUAAACACGACGACGAAAGUCUUAGUGAAGAUGUCGAUGACGACACAGAAGAGGCAAUUGCAUUGAAACCCUCCACAAAACGACCGAAGCCUGAUCUAUCUGAACAAUGGAUAGAUAAGUACGAACCUACUAAGGUUGAAGAGAUCUGCUUGAAUCCAAGGAAGCUCAAGGAGGUCAGCGAAGCGCUUAAUGAUAUUAUCGCCAAAAAGCUGAACUGUCGACUUCUUGUUUUGUCAGGUCCAGCAGGCUCCUCCAAAUCCACCUGUGCUAGGCUUCUAGCGAAGAGGAGCUUGAGUGAAAAACACACUUUUUCAGGCAAUUCCAAACCCUCGGCUGGUACGGUCGUGGAGUACUUUGAUACAAGCAUCGAGGAUGUGUACCAAAUGGAUCAAUUCCGAGAUUUCAUGGAUGGAUGCAAAUUCUUGGUAGGAACGAAUCUCUCAGUGAUUAUUAUCGAGGACUUGCCAAACAUAUUUCACAAUGACACGCUCCAAGCGUUCAGAAGCUGUCUUCGUGACUGGAUCUUUCUGGACUCCGAUGUGGACCUCCCGCCCAUCAUACUAUGUCUCCUGGAAGUGGAGAGAGAGAACUCCGAUUCUGGUCAGAAGACCUACUACAACAUUGAAAACAACUUGACCGUCGAAACGCUCCUAGGCAGAGAUCUCUUCAACCAUGGAGCUGCUCAUGGCCUCAUCAAGCUGAUAAAAUUUCUUCCCAUAGCGAAAACGUUUAUGAAGAAAACCUUGCAUAAGAUCAUUGGCAAAGAGUCUGCCAUUUUCAGCACCAAGCCGAGGCUGGAGGUGGAGCAAUUCGUAGCUGCUACAAUAGAAACUGGAGACAUACGAUCGCUGAUAUGCAACCUACAGUUUUGGAGCAGCAAUGCGUUGAACUCAUUCAGCGAGCGUGAGAGUCAGAUAUCGCUCUUUCAUGCUGUGGGUAAGGUCAUACACUCAAGUUCCAAAUUUGCAGAACUAGACAGUCAAGUCUCGGAUAUGCUUUCCCUCAAGAUGGUGGCUGAUGCAUACAGCAAUUUCGGACUUCUUCAUCUCACACUCUUGGAGAAUUACCAGAUCGUGAAUGGCGGUGACUUUGAUGUCGAUAUUGCAGCACAAGUUGUGGAUGCCUUGAGCUUGAAUGAUACUCUCGAGGAUGUUGACGAAAGUAAAGAGUACGGGAUAAUGGCUACAAGAAUGAGUCUACGGCAGAUACCUGUAAAGUCAGGUCGGACACAACCUAUGAAGUUCUCCCGACAUUUUAAAACGAUCAGAGAGUCCAACAAAGUGAAACGAGAGGUUUCAGACUACACUCGGUAUAUCACGCGGCUCCAACUCCCCUUCCAGCAGGCCAACCUAAUCGAUGGUUGUCUCCUUCCGAAGAUCUAUAAUCUGUUUCGAUACAAGCUUCUCCACGGGCGUUCUCGGUACAACUAUAACCGACUUGGUGGUACUCUAGCGCAGAUCUACGCUGACGACGAGUUACCUGUCAUGGAAAACGAAGGUGAGUACGAGGCUGGUGCUGAGGACCAGUUCAGAUGCGAUGUACGACAAAAGAUCAAGGAAGAGGACCAGGAAGAUGGUUCAGAUGACGACGAAAUGAGCGAAGAAGUGAGUGACUCCGAUGGAGAACUCGACGACACAAUAGGCGACGAUUUAGACGACUUGCUCGGCAGUAUGCGGAAGCCUGUGGACGAGAAUCUACUGGACGACCCCGAGCUCGACUUGCUAGUGUCGCAGGGGAUGCUAUAG
Candidozyma pseudohaemuli is the source of this 1773-nucleotide messenger RNA. RefSeq lists its product as uncharacterized. Bases 1 to 1773 code for a protein of 590 amino acids. The record is from RefSeq and is a predicted model, not a curated record. Gene Ontology annotation, biological process: mitotic DNA replication checkpoint signaling; DNA damage checkpoint signaling; DNA repair. Gene Ontology annotation, molecular function: chromatin binding. NCBI's taxonomy places the organism in Eukaryota, Fungi, Ascomycota, Pichiomycetes, Serinales, Metschnikowiaceae. The transcript has a single exon.